This is a messenger RNA of Penicillium riverlandense, 2184 nucleotides long. RefSeq names its product Armadillo-like helical. Gene Ontology annotation, biological process: protein import into nucleus. Bases 1 to 2184 code for a protein of 727 amino acids. The record is from RefSeq and is a predicted model, not a curated record. NCBI's taxonomy places the organism in Eukaryota, Fungi, Ascomycota, Eurotiomycetes, Eurotiales, Aspergillaceae. The transcript has a single exon. Gene Ontology annotation, cellular component: cytoplasm; nuclear membrane.
AUGGAGAGCCGGCUUGUGUCCCUUGACAGCAAGUCUAAAACUCGGCUUUCGCAAAUUCUCAUCGAGAGCAUCAGUGCAAGAAGAUUGUCCGAUGAAGAAGAAGACGGGAACUAUCUGACACUUAUCGAUCUCCUGGUGGCCUUUGCUUACUACUUGGAUCUGGAUCUUUUUCGGGAACACCUGUCUCCUCCAAAUAGCCAGCUCUUGGAAAUUCUCCACAAUGUUUUCAAGAGCCCUGGAUAUGCCGCAACAGAGGAGAUGGCAACACCUCGAGUGCUCGAAUUUUGGAACGAGACCGCUGAAUAUCUGCCAGACAAGCUCGAAUCUGAUGAUCCUCUAUUCGCAGCCGUGAAAGAUCAGCUGGCCGCAGUCGUGCUAGGCUUAUUUAAUAAGCUUCUAUAUCCAGAUACGGAGCACCUCCAGGGCUGGACGGAUGAAGAGCGGAGUGAAUUCAACGUUUUCCGGUCCGAGGGCUGCGACUAUUUACUGUCGGUCUAUCAAUUCCUCGGCGUUGAUCUCAUCCGAGUCUUCCAAGAGAGUGCAACAUCCAACCUUAGCAACCAGAACUGGCGAAGCUUUGAGACGGCCAUGUUCUGCCUCACAUACUUAUCAGAAGCGGUGGAUGAGAAUGGACAUGCUGAUGAAUGUUUGGAUGCCAUUUUUGGGGGUAACACACUUACCCAGGUCUUCACAAAUGCUGGAGCAGCCAUCCCACUCAAAGCUCGCCAGACAUUGGUGGAUGCAAUUGGGAAAUACGAAUCUUAUUUCAAACGACACACCCCUUUGCUCCCAGGUGUUUUAACCAUUUUGUUCGAGUCUCUCAACUUUGAACCAUGUGCUCAGGCAGCAUCACGGUCUAUUCAAACCCUCGCAAGAUCGUGCUCUCAAGCCCUGGUCGGAGACAUUCCGGUAUUCCUGGACCAACUAGAUCAAUUUCGAGUCAAGCCAACAGCGACGGUCAACACAAUGCCCAGAGUUCUACAGGGAAUUGCAGCUAUCAUUUACGCCUUGCCUCAAAACCAGGACAAGGUACAGCCCCUGGAGCGAAUUUUGCGGCUUCUGGUUCAGGAAGCCCACACGGCAAGGGAAGAAGGUAAUACUUCUGCCUAUGAGUCUGCUCGCGCUCGGGGCGACCUUGUUCUCAGCUGCAUCGCCAGCGUUGGGAAAGGGUUUCAAUCCACCGAAAUAGAGCUCACGGAUGACGAAGUACCUGAAGACGAAUCGUUCUGGAGUUCUGGACCAGGCACCGAGGUUCAACGCCUAAUCAUGGAGGCCAUGAGACUGCUCAUUGUCGACUUUCCGGUCGAUAUCAGCAUCAUCGAAGCCGCGUGCGAGAUUCUAAGGGCUGGCUAUACCGAGAAGUCCGGCCCGUUUGUGUUUCCUCCUUCCAUGACUGUCGACUUCAUCAAGAGCUUCCCACUCGGUAUCUCCGGCACAGAUAUCAUCAUGGCCACCGCAUCCUCAUUUCUGGCGUCCCACGGCUCGCAUUCACUGCAGAUCCGGGACGAAGCCGCGGCACUGAUUGCCCAUGUGACGCAACUGUUCUACACCAUGCUGGAAACCCCGGAUCUCUACGACCCAGAAACGGCCAACGCGGGGAUUGACUUUCUCGAGCGCCUGUUGCCUAAAUACUAUCCAGUUCUGUUCUCACUUACAACCCCGCUACCAUCCCCGAGUGAAGACCCGGGCUCGCAGCGACCACCAAUUCUCGCCGUUCUGAUCAAUUUCACACUGCAUGCCCUCUCGCGACCGGAACCUCUUCCCAUUCGAUCCGCCUCCACAUUCUGGGCUAACCUCUUAGUUCUCCGCCCCAGCGCCUCAGAGGAUACAAUCGUGCUACAGCAAGUGCUUGAGCAAUUCGUGCCUUCUCUAUGCCACACCCUUAUCCAGCAAAUAGCAGGCCGUUGCGCACGCUCAGAUCUGGUGUCUCUAACCGAUGUCCUUCGGCGUGGGAUAUUCAAGCACAUGGCCAUAGCACGUCCAAGCCUCACAGCCGCACUAGAUGCAAUCGACGCCCAUGUCGUUGAUGCAAACGGGCAGCAGGUUCCGCUUCUAGAGCCGAAGGAAAAAUCACGCUUCCUCGAGUCUCUCUUUGUUGCUCGAGGAGCCCGACAGCAGUCGCUGGAUCUUGUGCGGUCCUUUUGGUUGAAAUGUCGGGGGUUGAGCUACGACUAUGCGCGGUAG